Molecule: messenger RNA, 4197 nt
Organism: Symbiodinium sp. CCMP2456
Lineage: Eukaryota; Dinophyceae; Suessiales; Symbiodiniaceae
Source: the annotation of a GenBank genome assembly
AUGGCACCCAAAGCCGCAAAAGCGAAAGCUGUUGGAAAGGCAGUGACCAAAGCCGCGGGCAAAGCCUCUGCCCCUCGGCCCGAGCCGCCCACAAAGCCUCCAGUCCCGGCCGUCCCGGCGCCCAGCGAGGCCGUGACUCUGACUGCCAAGCAGGCCGAAGGGCUCUUAGCCAGCCUUUGCGCAGAGGAACUCCGCAUCCUCGCUGAGACCAUGGAUGAGGAAGAGCAGCUUGCAGCUCGCCAGAUGCUCGAGUAUGUUGGCGACAAAGAUGUGAGCUGGGAAAAUGCGCAACGGUCACUUUCCACCGGCAACCAGCUUGUCAAUGAGAUCUUGGAGAUGCAGACAGGCGAAUUCAUCACGAAGCAAAGCUUGCAGAGGUUUGAAGAGCUCGGCCACCCGGACAUUUCCGCACUGUGGGGCAAAAGCCGAACUGCUUACAUCCUGGCGGUUUUCGUCCAGGCGUGUGUUCGGGAUGCUCGUGAUCGUCUGGGACUGACGGCCGCAGCACCCCCUCCACCCCCAAUGCCGCAAGAGCCUCCAGCAUGGCCCCUGGUUAUCGGCUUCAAGGAGUUGCCUGCGCGUAUUGCAGAAGUUGUCCGGUGGAGCAGAACGGUGCUGGUGGUGUGCAACGGCCAUGCCAAGGAAGCUGACACGUUCCUGACAUACUCUGCGUACGUGCAAAUUGAUGCCAAAUGGGUCAUGGGAGAAACUAUGAUCAGAAAGACCAUGGGCAUCGAAGAAAUGCAGGAAAGCCUGCGACAACGAGUUGUGAGCGCAAUGAAGACUGGACUGCCAUUGCAUAUCGCCAUGGCAAACACGGCCGUGGCUUUCAAAGACAAGUUUUGCGCAGAGCGAACAUUUCCUCAUUCUGUAUUCAAUUUUUCAAUGUUCAAAGGUGAGACGGGAACGGAGGCAGGCGAGUAUAAGAAGAUCAUUCGAGAUGCGGACUUGGAGGAUUGGCCUGGCAGCUUUCCCGGGCAAAUGAAGGAGGGUUUCUUCGUGGUGGUCACAACUGACUUUGACCUCGAGUCUGCUCGAGAAUUCCUCCCCUCAUCUCUACCGUACUUCGACGACAUGGCCAUCCUGGAAGUCGACCCCGCGUUAUGUGCUUGCCGGACAACUAUGGAGACGUCAUCUCAGAACAUGGGCUACGAUCCCAUAGCUGGUGGCAACUUGAAGUGGGGCAUCCUUGAGAAGGGGGCUUGCCAGCGCAUGGCCGUUCCACACACAUCGUUGCUCGACAUGUUCGACACCUGCAUGGCCAGCACCCUUUUGCUCCUGCGAGCGAUGACCGACUGUCGACGUCUGUCGUACCGGCAUCGCAUCUCGGCGUCGGCGCAGUGGCAGUUCGAGAUUCCCUCUUGCUGCCUGGGAGUGGCAUUUCCUGCCGCGCUGCAGGAGAGGCAACUUCAGCUCGACUUGGAUCGGACUUGGCCAUCUUUGCGUAUGUUUUCAGAGCACAGCGGUGGUCGACGGUCGCUGGCCAACCUGCUGAAGGCUUGGAUCAUCUUCGAUGGGAACGAAGCCCAGCAGGUUCACAACUACGACCUGCGUAGCAUGUUUGAAGCUCCCGAUAUGCACGGAUUGAAGGCACAGCCCCUGGUGGUUUGCGAGUCUGAUGCUGUUCAGAAGCACCACAGACCGGCACAGAUGCCAGGUCUGCUCUUCACGGAGUGGCUGCCUGGCGCUCUGGAAUGCUCUGGACUUCACUUGUGGCAGGCUGACUCUGUUCGCAGGGAGCAUGCCCCUGCGAUCCUGUGGGAUCACUUCUUCCAGGAAGGUUUAUGCGUAGGCUCACUGUGCGCCAUGGCCUUUGUCAAGACGCACAGGGAAGAAACCACGCGAAGAGCUCAAGGUCCAGACUUCGCAGCACGUUUUGAUGCUCGGCUGGAUUUCCUGGAAGAAGCCUUGACUGCCUUUCAGGCACAGGUGGAACAAAAACAACACGCCUCCAGACACUUGCUGGACAUGAACAUCGACAGUGUUCGGCGGGAGCUGGAAGCAGCAGCACGAGCCAUCCAGCAGAAGGACCACACCGAGCUUUUGCAACAAGCAGAGGCUGUGGCAGCCAGCUCGGCCACAAAGGCUGUCCGAGAGUCGCUGCACGAGGAGAUGGUGGGUAUCACGCGCAAGAUAACCGCGAUAAGCGAUACGUUGGAUGAGCGCCUCCGAAUCAUGGAGGAUAGGCUCAAAGCAAUGGACAAACGCCUUGGCAAAUCCGUGGAAGAAUUCUACCACCAAGUAGAGGACUUGGAACACCGCUUCGCAAACGACGAGAGCAAGCUGGACCCGACCGUGGCAGCACUGAUCCCCAAGCUUGUCCAGAGCUGGGGUGAGGGACAAUUCACCUCGCAGGGUGACAUGGCGAAGUGGAUCGAGGGCAAGUUCGACAACCUCGAAGCUGACCUGUCCGGAGACAUGCGAGGCUUAAAAGUUGAGAUUCAGGAGCUGCUCAAGAAUGCGAACAAAAACAUGAGCCAGCGAAUGGACCAACUCGUUUCGGAGUGCGUGGAAAACAAGAUAACUCCUGUCGAGAACCAGCUGACAUCCAUGGAGAUGAUGCUCAGGAAUGUACUUGCUCGUCAAACUGCUCUGGAAGAAAACCCUCCUGCAGCGCGGCAGGCGGAGGAGGAGGUGUACGAAGAUCCGGUGGAGACACAGCCAGAAGCUGCACCGGCAGGCGACAGCUUGGGCUCGUGGUUGAAGAAUCAGAUCCGUGCGAUUACAGACCAGGCCGGGCAGAGCAGCGAGGAGCAGGAGCUGAGUGGCCCAGAGCUCUUGGCCUGGAUGAGGAAUCAGGUCACAGACAUGGUGCAAGACCUGGUGCCACCGCCGAACCAGAAGCACAACUCCCUGUGCAGCAGCACCUCUGACGUCCCUUCCCAGGCUGGUGAGGACGUGGUUGCUGCAGCUGAGUCUGCUGAAAAGCUGUCGAACCUUGAGAUCAGCACCUCAAACUUGGCCUCGCGCCUUGCUGCCCUCGAGGAUGCGGCUCUGGUUGGUCGUGUGGCGGCCCUCGAGGGUGCAUGCUUGGAAGAGCGGCUUGCACUACUCGAAACUUCGCGUCCGGUGUUUUCAGGGGGGCUUCCUGCAGCUACUGCCGGCAACCAGACUGGCCUGAGUCCGGCUAGCAUCAGCCAGGUGCUAUCACUGCGUGAAGAGGUCCAUCGACUGCGCAAUCGAGUCGGCGUACUGGAACAGCUGGUCCAAAUCCCCGACAUGCAAGUCGGACCGACGGAGCCAAAGAGCCCGCCGUACGCUGAGGGUUCCCCAAAGUUGGGAUCACCUCGCAGGUUCGAGGGGGACGAAGACAUAAAGCGCAGCCUCUCUGACUUGUGGUGCGCAGUGUCCGGGGACCAGCGAACUUUGGGCAUCCUUUCCUCGAAAAUGGAAGAUGCUGUGAGAGACUUCUCCAGAUUGCAGAUGCGAUUUGAGGCAGCGCUGCCGCAACUCUUGCAACUUCUAAGCGAGCUUCUGCGCCGCCACGGCGGCGGCACGGGCGAGACUGGAGAGGGAUCGGAGAUGGACGUGCUGGUCGCCAUGCAGAAACUGUUGUUCGGCGGAGAGUCUGGAAUGCCAUUCGUGCCUCACGGCCGCCCGCAGUCGCAGAAUCCACCAAGGCCACAGUGGAACGGCAGCCUAAGUAAAAUAACUGAGACAUGCCUCGGCUCUGUCCACCUUAACUGUGCACCUGUAGACGGGCAAGAAGCUUUUGGAAGAUCGUGUGCCAAGGUGACAGCAAUCAUUGAUUUACACCCAAGGUCGCCCCAUGUGCUGAGGGAGACCUUCAGUGCCUUCGAAGCCGUGAUGCGCAGUGAAAUGGAAAGGCUGAGAGAUGAGUUUUUCCGGGCAAUGGCCGACAAGGCCAAAAUCGAUGACACCGAAUUUCUCGCAGAGCAGAUGCGGCUUCUACAUGGACAGUUUCAGAUGCUGUGGCAGAAUUUCGAGAAGCUCAUAGCUGGUGAAAAGGAGUCAAACGCUGCAAUCUGGCGUACGCCGCUUCAUGCCAGAUGCGUGAGCUGCGACAAGAAAGUGGACAUCAAGGGCAUGGUGCUGCUGGAUCGGGAUCCUGCGUUCUUGCAAACACAGUCGCCAAGCCCUGUUCCCUACGAGCGUGCUUCCUCUGCCCGGCGUGCCCGGGGACCACGGGAUUUGCCGUCACUCAGCAGGCCAGAUUCCCCGCAGGCUUUGCAAUGA